Molecule: messenger RNA, 2237 nt
Organism: Oncorhynchus keta (chum salmon)
Lineage: Eukaryota; Metazoa; Chordata; Actinopteri; Salmoniformes; Salmonidae
Product: regulator of chromosome condensation
Exons: 10
Coding region: 415-1674 (419 amino acids)
Cellular component (GO): cytoplasm
Molecular function (GO): guanyl-nucleotide exchange factor activity
Source: RefSeq, a predicted model, not a curated record
GACUGACCGCCAAUGCAGCAUAAUCGAUUCUGCAGUCAAACUGUUUUUAGUUGAUAUGUGUGCAAGUUCAACAUUGACCUUUUGCUACUAUUUCUGUCAAGUCUACCUAUACUAUUUGAUGCAUACGUUUAAGACUGUUUUUGUUUUUACUAAACAGUGCGUUCUAAAUAGUACAUACGGUGUGCAGUAAUUGGCACGACAGAUUUCUAACACCGCCACUGUCUCUUUAAAAAAUUGACGGCGCGUGGUCUUUGUAGAGCAGUUGCAGACUGGGAUAGCUUACAGUAACACGCACACUGAACCAGUGUUGCUUCAUCUCUGUCAGCUACCAGUGAUCCACGGUACAGGCAAGCUUGUUUCCCCCUCAAAUCUUCUCACACGAGUUGUGUGUUUUGUGCAGGGUCUGUUGUAGCCAUGUCUGCAAAGAAGGCUCCUAAGAGACCGAAGGAAAGUAAACCAGAGGAAGUAAAGGAUCCUAAGAAAGUUAAAGUUUCCCACAGCAGCCAUGGGCAGGAGAAGGGUCUGGUUCUAGUGCUGGGCCAAGGGGACGUAGGACAGCUGGGUCUGGGUGAGGACAUCAUGGAGAGGAAGAGGCCGGCCCUGGUGACCCUGCCUGAGGGUGUGGUGCAGGUGGCGGCGGGGGGCAUGCACACAGUCUGUCUCAGUGACACUGGAUAUAUCUACACGUUUGGCUGCAAUGACGAGGGUGCUCUGGGUCGAGAGACUACAGAGGAGGGCUCCGAGAUGGUGCCAGGAAAGGUGGCCCUGGACGAGAGGGUGGUUCAGGUGUCUGCUGGAGACAGUCACACAGCUGCACUCGCAGACGACGGCACAGUAUACAUCUGGGGCUCUUUCAGGGAUAACAGCGGAGUCAUUGGUCUACUAGAGCCUAUGAAGAAGGUUACUAUGCCUGUCAAGGUCCCCAUGAAAGGGCCUGUGAUGAAAAUAGCAUCAGGUAAUGACCACUUGGUGAUGCUGACCGCAAGCGGUGACCUCUACACAUCAGGCUGCGGAGAGCAGGGGCAGCUGGGAAGGGUGCCAGAGCUCUUUGCCAACCGAGGGGGCAGGAAAGGGCUGUUGCGGUUGCUGAUACCUCAGAUUGUGAAGGUCCAGUCUAGAGGCAAAGUUCACUUCACAGAUACCUUCUGUGGGGCUUAUAUGACCAUUGCUGUGUCAAAAGAAGGCCACGUCUACGGAUUUGGACUGUCAAACUACCAUCAGCUUGGGACCAAACUCAUCGACACAUGCUUCGUUCCAAUAAAACUUACCACCUUCAAAAACUCCACCAUUAACUGGAUUGGCUUCUCAGGGGGACAGCACCACACAGUCUGCCUCGACUCUGCCGGGAAGGUGUACAGCCUGGGUCGGGCGGAGUAUGGGCGUCUGGGUCUGGGCCAGGGGGCAGAGGAGAAGAGCGAGCCCACGCCUGUGGAAGGACUGGAUGAAGCCCAGGUGGUGGCAUGUGGGGCAUCGGUCAGCUACGCUGUCACCAAACAAGGGUCUGUGUAUGCCUGGGGUAUGGGCACUAACCUCCAGCUUGGCACGGGUGAGGAGGAUGAUGAAUGGAGCCCUGUAGAGAUGACGGGCAAGCAGCUGGAGAACCGCAUAGUACUGAUGGUCGCCAGCGGCGGGCAGCACACAGUCCUGCUGGUCAAAGACAAGCAGGAGAGUUGAUGUAUCCUCAGGCAGGGGAAGGUUGAUCUUGUUGGUCUGCACCAGAGGGAUCUGUGUUAAAUACCUACAUGUGGGUGAGGGGUUUGUGGAUGAAUGUGCCUUCCUGUGCUGAGCCAGGUAAGCCAUGGAGGGAAUGUGGUGAUGGGGCAGUGGUGAGACUGACUAGUCUCUGUUAAAGAGUGCACUGAUCUCUCCCACUCAGUGCAAAAAUCCCCUAAUGUAUUUGUAUGUGGUUCAGUAGAUCAUGAUCAUUAAGAAAGAGAAACACUUUUUAAAAAUCUAGUUUGUUUAGUUAUUUUUGUAUGACAAUCUUUAGGAUGCCAGUCUGUGUAUGUGGGGAAAAUAGUGGACAAGCCUUUUAAUGACAUCCCAAGUCACAGCCUUUUAAGAUUCCCAUUUUUGUUCCAAGCAAUAACCCCCCCCGGCAUCAGUAAGAUGAGUACUUGUAUUUCUUGUCAGCAAGGCCCUUUUGCUUGAACCAUGUAGUUGAGACAGCUGUUCACUGUACCCCUAGCACAAUUAUUUGCUGGUCCAACUUGGAAAUAAAGUACAAUUUUACUGUU